Penicillium riverlandense is the source of this 2718-nucleotide messenger RNA. RefSeq lists its product as uncharacterized. The coding region runs from base 1 to 2718 and encodes 905 amino acids. The record is from RefSeq and is a predicted model, not a curated record. Lineage: Eukaryota; Fungi; Ascomycota; Eurotiomycetes; Eurotiales; Aspergillaceae. The transcript has 2 exons.
AUGGCUCACAAGGAGCGUGUGGCCCACAUUAUUUGGGCGGCGCACAUCCUCUUCUACAUCACCAGUAGUCGAAGUCAUGCGAAGAUAUCACAGCACAGUGCUGAUACAGAGGAAUUCGAGGAUUGUGAAACGGAUUAUGAAACCGAAAAGGCAGUGGUUAUGGCUGGACCCAGAGAGUCUGUGUGCCGAAAGUUUUUGGACAGUAUCGCCCAGCUACUCUCACCAUCUAAGGGAUGGGCAGGUGUCACCGCAACAGCGCUACGCGAAUGGGAAAGCUACAUUGAGGUGGACAUUGCACGGAACGAUUGCUUUCUUAUCAAUAUGAACGUUCCCGAUUACGAGGUUACACGAUAUUGCAGAAGCCUGGAGCAAUAUUUGUUCACUUCUGCUCACGGUAAGGGCUUAUAUAUGAUACUCUCACCCAACAUAUUAAGACCGUUCGAUAUUCUGAAUCCUUACUGGUGCAUAAUAGAUGCGGGCAGCCCUGCGGUGCUCGCGACCGAGUUUGAGCGUAAUUCAAUACAAUAUACGCACCGCCGUGUCGAUUAUUGGAUUGCUAAGGUCCGGACAUUUUGGAAGACACACCGAAGCCACUGUAAUCGAGGGGAGCAACGUUUACCUGGAGCUCAAUUGGCUGGCGGCCCUUGGACAAAGAUGACCGAUUUCAUACGACAACUGGACGAUGUCGAUAUCGGCGAGGUCAGAGUUUCUAUAGUUCAGCAAGCCUAUAGAUGCAUCAUCUCAACUGAACUCCAAACCUGGCUCCAAGACGCCUUUGGCACCACGGCUAGUUCGAAGCUUUGGAACAGUUUGAGAUUCGUUGCCAGGCCAUUGAUAGAUUGCAGACUUUUGCGGUCGAUAGCUACCCGGGAGCCGCACUUCCAGAACGUCCGGACCUCAUUGGUUUCUCCCAAACCAAAGAUAGGGGUUCAUCCGGAAUACCGCGUUUCCAUAUCCGCGGCCUGGUCCCAACUGGGAUUUGCCCAAGUAUCUGAUUUCGAGACUAAAAUGAUCAUUCCAUUCCGGGACAAUUUCAAAGAAGCUUGCCUAGAUUCAUUUUGCCUGCAUGCUGAGAUGCAGCUUAUAUCUCACUACGAGGCCGAUGCACUCAUACCAACAAUAGACUACUUCGGAUGCAGCAAAAAGACCUGUUUACUAUGUGAAACUUUUCUCGGUGCUUUGCCAAGGCCAAUUUCCACGCGAGGGAGACAUGGUAUUUGCUAUCCUGCCUGGGGCUUACCAGAUUCGAGAUCAAGCACAAUGAAAAAUGCUAUGCGAACCCUAGAGGGUCAACUUUUGCUGCGUAUCAGAUCAAUCCUCAAAGGUUUCAUGGAAGGUGACAAGAUCAGUUUCCCUGAACCAACCCCUCAAUCCAGCGUUGUUUCGGACUUCUCGAGACUUACACUAGAUGCCUGGCUGAAUAUGGAGGAGAAUUUGAAGCUCUCUAGACAUCAAGAAGAAACCCGGCGGCACGAAUUUUUGACCAGUGCAGGGCUUGAUUUACCUCCGCGGCCGACAGGUCACUCGCUUGAGUUAUUUGAGCCACAAGAUUCCUGCGUUAUGUGUAACUUGAAGCCAGCUCGACGGUGCUCACAGUGUCAGAGUUCAUACUACUGUUCCCGAGAGUGCCAAAAAAGUGACUUUCCUUCCCACAAGUUACUCUGCAAACAGUUCUCUACCAAGCCCCUCCGACCAUCCACUGAGCACAAACUAGCAAUAUUCUUCGCAGUGGAACCAGUGAAGCCGCAAUUGAUUUGGGUGCCACCUAAACGCAAAACUGACGGAGAUGGUGCGACUUGGACAGAAAUCGAUUUAUAUCCUUACCUCGGAACCGACAGUCCCAUUAAAGGAACAUUGCGAGUCGAACACAACCCAGUACGAAACAGAAACCUCGGGUCUGGGUUCGCUUUCUGGGCUUCAUCUCAGAUGGGUUACUGUGUCUCCUUGGUACACAGAGAUGCCUACUUAUUAGACGGGUCAAUUAGCAAUGGUAGUAUUUCAAUAUCGGUCGGGUCAUCAGGUACACUCCCGCAUCAUUACCGAGGGCCUAUGGUUGCAGUACACCAGCUUCCGCGUGAAUCGUACGGUGAUAUCACGCUAGCAGACUUUCGACAUCUCAUUGAUUAUCUAGUGAGUUACCGAUCGACACAAGUCCGGGAGAGUGAUCUAAUUCACGAUAUUCGCGCCCCGUUAAUGAUCCGUGGUGUAAAAAUCUGCUGCUACGGUGAAGUCAAACUUCAUGGGACGGACGAGUUCGUUUCUGUCGACUUCACCAGGGCCACACGAAUUGCCCUCGGCAACGGGAAUAUAUCGCCGAUUUCUUCUUGCCUUGGCAUGCCCCUGAAGUUGUGGAAAGAUCCUGGUUGCGAAUUUUGGCUUGACCCUCCAGGAUGGCCGACUGGAGACAUGACACCCGAUAGUAAUCCAAAUGCCGCUUUUCUGAUGAUGGAAACUUGUCCUUCUAAGCCAGAAUGGGGCUGGGCACCUGACUAUUGGAACAGAGACAUUGGUAAUGUCCUGGUCCUUCGUGAAAAUGGGGAAGAUCUAAAUGUGCAGGAUCUGAAAAUGAUAUGUCACUUUGCCAGGUUCAUUCUGCAGCCUAUGUUUGGGGAUACUCUGGAGGCCAGUCCCACUUCUCAGGAAAGACAGCAAGUCUUAGAUUUCAUUAAUUGGGAGAACGUGAUUAAGCAUUCGGGGAAUGGAAACCGCGUGGCAUGA